Anthostomella pinea is the source of this 1302-nucleotide messenger RNA. Lineage: Eukaryota; Fungi; Ascomycota; Sordariomycetes; Xylariales; Xylariaceae. The record is from the annotation of a GenBank genome assembly.
AUGGCACCCCGCUUCACCACCAUCCUCGCCAGCCUCCUGGCCCUGUCGCCAUUGAGCGCGCUGGGAAGCCCGCUUAACAGAUGGCAUCCCGCCGCAGCGUCAGCGUCAGCACCAGCUGUUUCAACGCUCGGUGCAUUCGUGGCCAACCAGGACGCGAGAGAUGUCGUCCCCAACUCGUACAUCGUGGUCUACCACAAGAACUCCACCAGUGACGAAAUCGAUGCUCAUGAGGCUACCAUCAAGUCGGCCGUCACGAAGCGCAAUCUGGGCAAGCGUGGGCUCUCGGGUCAGCUGCUUUCGACAAGGGUGCGCUCGUUCUCCAUGGCCAACGGAUGGCGUGCUACCGCCCUGGAGGGAGAUGAUGAUAUGAUGACCGAGAUCAACGCCAUGGGGUCAGUCAACUUCGUCGAAGCCAACCAAUACGUCAAGGCCUUGGCCCUCCAGACUCAGGAGAACGCGACUCCGGGACUUAUCCGACUCAGCAACGCCGAGCCCGGCGGCACAGGCUACACCUUUGACGAUUCUGCCGGCACCGGCAUCACGGCCUACGUGGUCGACACUGGUAUCCUGACUACGCACGAAGAGUUCCAAGGACGUGCCACCGUUGGUUUCAACGCCGUUGAGGGUUCUCAAGAUACCGACGACAACGGUCACGGCUCCCACGUGUCGGGUACCAUUGGCGGCGCUACUUUUGGCGUGGCCAAGAACGUGAACCUGAUCGGGGUCAAGGUGCUCGGCGCCGACGGUGGCGGCACCAACGCCGAUGUCAUCGACGGUCUCAACUUCGUCGAGUCCGACGUGGCCGAGAAGAAGCUCGCUGGAAAGACUGUUAUGAACAUGUCCCUCGGCGGUGGCCAGUCGACCGCAAUCAACAACGCGAUCGAGGGUCUCGUCGAGGCCGGUGUUGUUCCCGUCGUCGCUGCCGGAAACGAGGCCGCGAAUGCCAACACCAGCAGCCCGGCCAGCUCGCCCAACGCCAUCACCGUCGGCGCCAUUGAUGCCACGACCGACCAACGGGCCAGCUUCAGCAACUUUGGUGCCGUCGUCGACGUCUACGGCCCCGGUGUCGACGUCCUCAGUGUCGGCAUCGAGAACAAUACUGCCACCAAUAUACUGAGCGGCACCUCCAUGGCUUCGCCUCACAUUGCCGGUCUUGCUGCAUACCUGAUGAGCCUGGAGGGCCUCACCAACGCCACCGCCGUCUCGAACCGCAUGAAGACGCUCGGCGCCGCCACGGGUGCCACCGUCCUGCGCAACGCCCAAGGCACCACCGACACCAUUGCCAACAACGGAAACAAAUAA